Episyrphus balteatus (marmalade hoverfly) is the source of this 2094-nucleotide messenger RNA. It is a transcript of the gene Wnt6, whose product is annotated as protein Wnt-1. The transcript is spliced from 4 exons. Gene Ontology annotation, cellular component: extracellular region. Bases 772 to 1905 code for a protein of 377 amino acids. Gene Ontology annotation, molecular function: frizzled binding; cytokine activity. NCBI's taxonomy places the organism in Eukaryota, Metazoa, Arthropoda, Insecta, Diptera, Syrphidae. The record is from RefSeq and is a predicted model, not a curated record. Gene Ontology annotation, biological process: neuron differentiation; cell fate commitment; multicellular organism development.
AUGUAUAGAAUCGGAACACACUCUCUAUACCAUUAAGUGGCGAAGUGAAGCUCCAGCUCCAGUCCCAGUUCUACGGCAACAGCAGGUUGUUUUUCGCUAUAGAUAGAGGUACUACUCCACUCCUCCGUGCGGCGGGCUGCAGAAUCUCGCUUCAAACUAAAAAUUUUCGUAUAUUUCGUUCGUUCGUUUCGUUUGCGGAUGAGAGACAAAAUCGCUUUUAUGUUUUGUACGCGCGCGAUAUAAUUUUUUGCUCGUUUGUAGUGACGAUACGCUCAACGGCGGCGGCCGUCUCCAAAAAGGAGAUUAACUAAGAUAACCGCUUGAAGAACAAAAGCAAAGGCACUACAAAAAAAAAUCACAAAAAAAUCAUCGCUUCUAAAAAGCGGUCAUUCUUUUUUCAAGUCCCGCUUAAAGAACAAAAAAAUCAGUUUAAAUUCAGUGAAGCCUGCUUCAGAAGGAGUUUAAGCAAAUUGUAACACUUAAAGACGGUGAUAAAGUUGUACCUAUAAGACCGCUUUAAGGCUUCUUUUGUGAUCUAUUAUCCUAUAAUUUGUUGCCAUACACUUUUUUUUGUUUUCUUGUAUCCUUGUUGCAAGGAUCUCAUUUUGAGUGUGUCGAUUUAAUUUGUUGGUGCCGGUAAAUGUUGUUUUUCGAAAAAACUAAACUAAAUUGUUAAGUUUUGAGUGGAUUAUUUUUUUUGAUUUAAACAAAACGAAAACGAAAUCUCAAAUCGCAUCGAUGUUAGAACGUGCGAGUGAAAGUUAUUAAGAUAUGCGGCUUCUUAUGGUUAUUGCAAUUUUAAUAUUUGCAAUGCCACUGACAGGCUUUGGAUGGGCCGAGGGUUCCAACAUACUACUUGAUCCAAAUUUAAUGUGCAAGAAGACACGACGUGUCCGCGGUAAAUUGGCAGAAAUAUGUCGGCAUGAUUCUGUACUGCUGAAAGAGAUCAUCAAUGGCAUUAAUCUGGGCUUCCGAGAAUGUGAAUUUCAAUUCAAGAAUCGGCGAUGGAACUGCACAUCACUCCGCAAAAGCAUGAGAAAAAUUUUAAUGAAAGAUACUAGAGAGACAGGCUUUAUGAAUGCCGUAACAUCAGCCGGUGUGACAUUUGCCAUGACAAAAGCUUGCACAAUGGGUCACCUGGUGCAAUGUUCCUGUGAGAAAUCUCAUCCCCGCAAGAAUCUUCUUUGGUCGAUGGGUGGCAGUACAUUCGAAACAGAGAACCAAGAUCCAUCGCAAAAGAAGAACCAUCCUCUCGUGGCGAAACAAAAGAGAAGAAUAUUCAAGAAUAUUCCUCUUCCUGAUGGCGACUGGGAAUGGGGUGGAUGUGGUGACAAUGUAAACUUUGGCCUUGGUCAAGCCAGAGCCUUCCUCGAUGCCAAGUACCGGAAACGUAGUGACUUGGGGAAUCUAGUUAAACUUCAUAACAAUAAUGCGGGACGAUUGGCAAUCCGCGAUUUUAUGCGACUAGAGUGCAAAUGCCACGGUCUAUCAGGCUCAUGUACGGUCAAGACUUGUUGGCUUAAGAUGCCAACAUUGAGAGAAGUGGGAGCACGUCUCAAAGAGAGAUUCGAUGGUGCUUUUAAGGUUGUUGCAAGAAAUGAUGGCAAUAGCUUUAUGCCCGAAAGCGAAACCAUAAAAAUGCCUAGCAAAUACGACAUUGUAUACGCCGAUGAGUCGCCAGACUUUUGUGAGGUCAACACAAAAACAGGCUCGAUUGGUACUCAUGGUAGGGAGUGUAAUGCUACAUCGCAAGGCGUUGACGGAUGUGAUUUGCUGUGCUGCAGUCGGGGAUAUGACCACCGAAUAGUUAAGGAAAAUGUCAAUUGUAAAUGCGUUUUUAAGUGGUGUUGCGAGGUGACUUGCAGUAUAUGUCAGCAGCGUAGAGAUGUGAGCACAUGCAGAUAGAGAUGACACUUAAGUUUUUUUUUUUUUCAGAAAAAUAUUAAAAAAAAAAAACAAAAUGUAUUGUAAUAGCUUAUUUAUUUUUUAGUUCUUUUUUGUGAUAAAUUAUAAAAUAUGAGUUACUUAAUUAAUAUUACAAAUAAAAAAUAAUAAUUGUUAUGUAUAAAUUGUUUGGCAAACUAUUUACCGCAC